UUGUUUUCUUCAACCAAAAUUAAUCACCGAUAGUUUGAAAUUGUCUUUGUGUUUAAUUAAUUUUGUUUCUUUUGUAUGUUAAUUGGUUUACUUUUGAUUGUGAAUUAGUCUAAUUUUCUGUUUUCUCUCUGAUUCAGUUGUCAUUCGUUGUCAAUUAUGACUUUGGCUUUGGAACCUUAUGUUAACCGAACCGUUUGUGUUAUAACUGCCGAUGGUCGGAAUAUUGUUGGUACAUUGAGAGGAUUUGAUCAAACAAUUAACAUUAUACUCGAUGAUUCCCAUGAACGUGUUUUCUCAACCACCUCAGGAGUUGAACAGGUUCCCCUUGGUCUUUACAUUAUAAGAGGUGACAAUGUUGCCAUUAUUGGAGAUAUUAACCAAGAACAAGAUUCCAAAUUGGUUUUAUCCAAUAUUAAAGCGGAACCUCUCAAUCCGGUAGUACAUUAAAUUUUUUAAUGACAAUCAAUGAGAGAUUAAGUUUACCCAAACAUAUCAAGAUAAUAAUCAAAUGUACUCUCAUUUAACUCAUCAUGUUUUCUUUUUUCAAAUUACGAUACGAUUUAUCUUUCACUUGAUUAUCAGUAACUUCGCGAGUUAAACAAAAGUUAUUACAAACUCAAACUCGUUGGCUGUAUAAUCUUUUUGUAAUCAAUAUAUAUAUAUAAGUAUUAAUAUAUAAUAAAUAUGAUACAAUUAAUUAA
Molecule: messenger RNA, 701 nt
Organism: Panonychus citri (citrus red mite)
Lineage: Eukaryota; Metazoa; Arthropoda; Arachnida; Trombidiformes; Tetranychidae
Product: U6 snRNA-associated Sm-like protein LSm8
Exons: 1
Coding region: 157-447 (96 amino acids)
Biological process (GO): mRNA splicing, via spliceosome
Cellular component (GO): precatalytic spliceosome; U6 snRNP; U4/U6 x U5 tri-snRNP complex
Molecular function (GO): RNA binding
Source: RefSeq, a predicted model, not a curated record